AACUUAUAUUGCCGCCCCGCAAGCUCACAGUGGAGUAUCAGCGCUGGACCUGAAGGUGUCACCAUCUAGAGAUCUGUCGAAGCAUUUUUAUUUCGAGUGUUAUUUCCUCAGGGUCUGCACAGGUCUUACUAGCAGCAUCUCUGCACGCCUCGAGAGGUGUGUGUGUGUGUUUUUCUUUGCUGAGAGGUUUAGUGCCAGCGAGCAAUGGCGCCACCAAGUGGAGAAUCCAUCAGUGCAUCGGCUGAAGAGCCGAUCGCGUUGAGCGUGCUCCCCAGGGGACAACCCCGGGCGGAAGGGCCAGCUUCAGUGCUGGGCAUAGGGACUGCAGUUCCCCCCACUGAGUUCCUGCAGAGCGAGUACCCUGAUUUUUUCUUUGAAGUCACCAAGUGCAGCGAGAAGGAAGCCUUGAAGGCGAAAUUCAAGCGAAUCUGUGACAAAUCUGGAAUCCGCAAGCGUUACUUGUUCCUCACCAAAGAGGUGUUGGAGGCCAACCCCGGCAUCGCCACAUACAUGGAGCCAUCCCUCAAUGUGCGUCACGACAUUGUGGUGGUCCAAGUUCCCAAGCUCGCAGCCGAAGCGGCAGUGAAGGCCAUCAAGGAGUGGGGCGGGCGCAAGUCCGAGAUCACGCACAUCGUCUUCGCCACUACCAGUGGUGUAAACAUGCCCGGAGCCGACCAUGCCAUGGCAAAGCUCCUCGGACUAAAGCCAACCGUGAAGCGUGUAAUGCUCUAUCAAACUGGCUGCUUCGGGGGCGCUACUGUGUUGCGGGUGGCCAAGGAUCUCGCCGAGAACAACAAAAAUGCCAGAGUGUUGGCAGUAUGCAGUGAGGUGACCGCCGUGACGUACCGUGCACCCAACGAAAACCAUCUCGACGGCCUCGUGGGAUCCGCCUUGUUUGGUGAUGGUGCAGCUGUGUUCGUUGUAGGCGCGGAUCCCAAGCCAGAGGAGAAGCCACUGUUCGAAGUUCAUUGGGCAGGUGAGACGAUCCUCCCCGAGAGCGAUGGCGCCAUCGAUGGCCAUCUCACCGAGGCUGGACUCAUCUUCCACCUAAUGAAGGACGUUCCCGGGCUGAUAUCUAAAAACAUCGAGAAAUUCUUGAGCGAAGCGAGGAAGUGCGUGGGCUCCCCAGACUGGAAUGAUAUGUUCUGGGCUGUGCAUCCUGGAGGCCCCGCCAUCCUGGACCAGGUGGAGGCCAAGCUCAAGCUCUCAAAGGACAAAAUGCAAGGUAGCCGAGAUGUUCUGUCUGAGUUUGGCAACAUGUCCAGCUCGUCCGUGUUGUUUGUUCUCGACCAGAUCCGCCAGCGGUCAAUGAAGAUGGGUGCUUCCACCACUGGAGAGGGCAACGACUUUGGUUUCUUCAUCGGAUUUGGACCAGGUCUUACUCUUGAAGUGUUGGUUCUACGAAGCAUGCCCAUUGUGUGAAGUCUCUGUCGAUAGAUGAUUAUCAGUCAUCAUUCAGUCUCGAUCAACCCAAACUCACCACAUUUUUCCUAUCCACCGGAAUGUACUAUAGCGCUCAAAACGCACAUCGCUCAGAUGGAUCGGAGAUGCACUGUCUUCGAAAAUCUCAAGAUUAGACUAAUACUGUGAGCCGAAAGGUAUUUAGAAGCAGAGAAAAGUCACCGGGUAAAGUUUCAGACAGACUCAAAGAUAUGAAGACUAUACAGGAGAGUCAUUUUUCGUAUGAACUAGCCAUCGAGCAUGUUUCAGUGCAAACAUUAUGGAAUGGUCUAUGCUGACUUACUUUCUAAUAAAAUAUUUAUUGCCAUUUCGCAAUG
This is a messenger RNA of Physcomitrium patens, 1778 nucleotides long. Its product is annotated as chalcone synthase 3. Lineage: Eukaryota; Viridiplantae; Streptophyta; Bryopsida; Funariales; Funariaceae. Gene Ontology annotation, molecular function: acyltransferase activity, transferring groups other than amino-acyl groups. Gene Ontology annotation, biological process: polyketide biosynthetic process. The record is from RefSeq and is a predicted model, not a curated record.